Molecule: messenger RNA, 8921 nt
Organism: Danio aesculapii
Lineage: Eukaryota; Metazoa; Chordata; Actinopteri; Cypriniformes; Danionidae
Gene: robo2
Product: roundabout, axon guidance receptor, homolog 2 (Drosophila)
Exons: 31
Coding region: 569-5344 (1591 amino acids)
Biological process (GO): axon guidance; cell-cell adhesion
Cellular component (GO): axon; plasma membrane
Molecular function (GO): protein binding
Source: RefSeq, a predicted model, not a curated record
UCCUGCCCUCACUCUCCCUCUCUCCUGGCGCAUCCCUUGUGACCCACGGUGCAUGUUACGCUGUUACUUCCUCCCCACCUCCUUCCCCUCUCUGGAAACUCCUGCACGCCGACGAAGACACGCAUUCUGCUAAAACAAGCAGAAGAUUCUCACCGUGGACUGGGACAGAUUCACUACUGCGGGGAACUGUUUGGAGAGCGGUGGCAGCAGCGUGAGGGAGUACGCGUGUGUGUGUGCAUGCAUCCGUGCGCAUGUUUGGAGGGUAGACAGAGCUGCGCUGUGCUUCUCUCUCGCUCGUUCUCUCUCUCUCGGAUGAUGAAGGAUCUGGAUCGCUUAUGAUGGAGCUUGACUGAGAAGCGGCUCUCACUCUCACACGUGUGCUCUUAGACGGGCAGAGCUCGGGAGCUCUCGGCAGCGUGGCGGAGGCAGACACACACUCCUCACUUGCAUCUGGACGGUGACCGAUGACAGGACGUACAAGCCAGAUUCCGCGUGCCCCUCGUGCUCCGGCGAGCAUACACACGGGCAGGUGAAGGACCUUCACCUUUCGCCCCCGAGACCUCUGGAGAUGUUCCUCCUCUCUCCUGCAAGACUCACUUUGUUUCUGUUGGUCUUCCUGGAUGUUCCUCAUCCGUCCCUUCAGGGCAGGAAUAAGGGCAGAUGGAACAAGGGGGGAUCCCGUCUGCGGCAGGAAGAUUCUCCACCUCGGAUUGUAGAACACCCCUCCGAUCUGAUCGUGUCAAAGGGCGAGCCAGCCACCCUAAACUGCAAGGCGGAGGGUCGGCCAACUCCCACUGUGGAGUGGUACAAGGAUGGAGAACGAGUUGAAACGGACAAAGAUGACCCUCGAUCUCACCGCAUGCUCCUUCCCAGUGGUUCGCUCUUCUUCCUGCGUAUCGUACAUGGACGGCGCAGCAAACCUGAUGAGGGGGCGUACGUUUGUGUGGCACGCAACUACUUGGGGGAAGCAGUCAGUCGAAACGCCUCGCUGGAAGUAGCAUUGUUACGGGAUGAUUUCCGGCAGAACCCUACAGAUGUGGUGGUGGCCGCUGGAGAGCCAGCCAUCCUGGAGUGUGUCCCUCCUCGAGGACACCCGGAGCCCACCACCUACUGGAAGAAAGACAAAGUCCGAAUCGAUGAGAAGGAUGACAGGAUCAAGAUCCGUGGAGGGAAGCUGAUGAUCUCCAACACCAGGAAAAGCGACGCUGGCAUGUACAUUUGUGUGGGCACCAACAUGGUUGGCGAAAGAGACAGCGAAACAGCCCAGGUCACUGUGUUCGAGAGGCCCACGUUCCUGCGACGUCCCAUUAACCAGGUGGUUCUGGAGGAGGAGGCGGUGGAAUUUCGCUGUCAGGUGCAGGGAGACCCGCAGCCGUCCAUCCGCUGGAAAAAAGACGACAUUGACAUCCCCCGCGGGAGGUAUGAUAUGAAAUAUGAUAAAGAUGACUAUGUGCUGCGGAUAAAGAAGGCAGCAGCCACCGAUGAAGGAACCUUCACCUGUGUAGCGGAGAACCGAGUGGGAAAAAUGGAGGCGUCCGCAACCCUCACCGUCAGAGCUCGCCCUGUCGCUGCACCGCAGUUCGUGAUCAGGCCACGGGAUCAGAUUGUGGCACAGGGACGCACCGCCAGCUUCCCCUGCGAGACUAAAGGGAACCCACAGCCGGCAGUCUUCUGGCAGAAAGAAGGAAGUCAGAACCUCCUGUUUCCAAAUCAACCCCAGCAGCCCAACAGUCGUUUCUCGGUGUCGCCCAGUGGAGAUCUGACCAUCACGGCGGUCCAGCGGGCAGAUGCGGGCUAUUAUAUCUGCCAGGCCCUGACGGUGGCGGGCAGCAUCCUGGCCAAAGCACAGCUUGAGGUCACAGACGUGUUGACCGAUCGCCCUCCACCCAUCAUUCGGCAGGGUCCAGCUAACCAGACUCUUGGUGUCGACAGUGUGGCUCUUCUGAGGUGCCAUGCAUCCGGAGAACCAGUCCCAACCAUCAGCUGGCUGAAGGACGGGGUCAGUCUGCUGGGCAAAGACCCUCGGAUGUCCCUGCAAGACCUCGGCAGCCUGCAGAUUAAGGGUCUACGGCUCUCUGAUUCUGGGAUCUAUACUUGUGUGGCUGCAAGUUCUAGUGGGGAAACAUCAUGGAGUGCUUUCUUGGAGGUCAAAGAGUCUGGGAGUCUUGUUGUAGUUAAAGAUCGGGAUGAGAACGAGCUUCCAGGACCUCCUUCCAAACCUCAGGUCACAGAUGUCACUAAAAACAGUGUGUCAUUGUCCUGGCAGCCAGGCCUUCCCGGAGCAUCAGCCAUCUCUACAUAUGUCAUAGAAGCAUUCAGCCAAUCGGUGAGCAACAGCUGGCAGACUGUUGCCGAUCACGUCAAGACCACGCAGUACACCAUUAAGGGUCUUCGCCCCAACACCAUCUACCUGUUCAUGGUACGAGCGGUCAACGUCCAAGGCCUGAGUGACCCGAGCCCCAUGUCUGAACCCGUCCGCACUCAAGAUAUAAGUCCUCCAGCACAGGGUGUGGAUCACAGACAUGUGCAGAAGGAGCUCGGUGAGGUUAUUGUGCGGCUACACAACCCUGUGGUCCUCAGCCCCACCACCAUACAGGUCACAUGGACGGUUGACCGCCAGUCUCAGUUCAUCCAGGGCUACAGGGUUUUGUACAGGCAGAUGUCAGGCCUGUCCUCUCCGGGAGCCUGGCAGACUCAGGAUGUGAAAGUCCCCUCGGAGCGGAGCAUGGUGCUCUCGGCUCUGAAGAAAGGCAUCGUCUACGAGAUCAAAGUGCGUCCGUAUUUCAAUGAGUUCCAGGGCAUGGACAGUGAAUCCAGAACCGCAAGGACAACAGAGGAAGCGCCUAGUGCUCCUCCUCAGCAGGUGACAGUCCUCACUGUGGGCAACCAGAACAGCACAUCUAUUAGCAUCUCCUGGGACCCUCCUCCCACAGAACACCAGAACGGCAUCAUCCAGGAGUAUAAGAUCUGGUGUUUGGGGAACGAAACCCGUUUUCAUGUGAAUAAGACGGUGGACGCAGCAAUCCGCUCAGUGGUGGUUGGGGGUCUCCAGGCGGGGGUCCAGUACCAGGUGGAGGUGGCCGCCAGCACCAGCGCCGGGGUCGGAGUGAAGAGCGAACCACAAACCAUCAUCAUUGGCAAAGACUUCCGGGAGGUGAUCAUAAGCAGGAAUAACAGCAUCACAGAGCAGAUCACGGAUGUGGUGAAACAGCCGGCCUUCAUCGCGGGCAUCGGUGGGGCCUGCUGGGUCAUUCUCAUGGGUUUCAGCAUCUGGCUCUACUGGAGGAGGAAGAAGAGAAAGGGGCUCAGCAAUUACGCAGUUCAGUCGUUCACCUUCACCCCUGCAGUGACGUUCCAGCGUGUUGAUGGAGGCUUGAUGAGCAACGGGAGUCGUCCUGGUCUGCUGAACGCCAAUGAUUCGGGUUACCCGUGGCUCGCCGACUCCUGGCCGUCCAGCCUGCCUGUCAACAGCGGAUCUGGAGGACCCAAUGACCUCAGCUUUGGCCGUGGAGACGUGAUGCCCAGCGCUCAGGCUGAUAAGACAGGCACCAUGCUUUCUGAUGGCGCCAUUUACAGCAGCAUCGACUUUACAACCAAAGGUGGAUUCGGCAGCCCAAGCCCCGCCUCCCAGGCCACGCCCUAUGCCACCACGCAGAUCCUCCACUCCAACAGCAUCCAUGAGCUGGCCGUGGAUCUGCCUGAAGCCCAGUGGAAGACCUCCCUACAGGCCAAGCAGGAGAUGGCCAGCCUGGGUUACUCACUGCCGGACAAAAACUCCUGCAAUAAUACACUCCUUUUCAUUCCUGACUACCGAUUGGCUGACGGACUGUCUAAUAGAAUGCCACACAACCAAUCGCAGGAUUUCAGCACAACCAGCUCCCACAACAGCUCAGAUCGGAGCAACAGUCUGUCAGGUGGGAAAGGUGGAAAGAAGAAGAAGACCAAAGCAAAUGUCAAGCCCACCAAGAUGAAUGGCUCCAACUGGGCGAACGUUCCACUUCCUCCCCCUCCCAUCCACCCUCUUCCAGGCACAGAGAUGGACCACUACGCCUCAGAGCACCAUGAUGGAGGAGGAUAUGAUAGUGAUGGUUGGGGCCCACCAUUGCCAGUGCAGACAUACCUCCAUCAGGGUUUAGAGGAUGAGCUGGAGGAAGAGGAAGAGCGGGUGCCCACUCCUCCCAUAAGGGGCGUGGCUUCUUCUCCUGCAGCAGUUUCCUUUGGCAAACAGUCCACAGCCACACUGAGCCCAUCUCCACGUGAAGAAAUGCAGCCCAUGCUCCAAGCCCACCUAGAUGAGCUGACCCGUGCUUAUCAGUUGGACAUGGCGAAACAGACUUGGCACAUGCAGGGUGGGCCUUACCCGCCCCAGGCCCCCGCACCACCCGUGGGCUACGUCUCUAGCACCUUGGUGUCUGACAUCGAGACCGAUCUCCCUGAUGAAGAUGACGAUGAUGAGGAGGAUGAAGGAUACGAGAUGUCGCCGCCAAUUAGGGGCAGUGAACACACGCCAGGCUCCAGCAUGGACAACUUGGAUAGCUCCGUUACGGGCUCUAUGGUGAACGGCUGGGGCUCGGCUUCAGAAGAUGAUGACAGAAACUUCUCCAGCAGGAGGUCUAGUGCCGGCAGCUCUUCUGACGGCUCGCUCUUCACCCAUUGCAGCUUUGCACGAGCCCUGGUGGCAGCCGCAGACAAGGCUGGUUACCGCCUGGAUGGCACCAGCCUGAGCAAGAGAGAUAAAGGUCUACCUCAUAGACCUCGUCCUGCUAGCCCAUUCUCCACAGAUGGAAGCACGGUGGGCACACACAGUCUGGGGCACCAGCGGGCAGCGAGGCCCACCCGCAAACACAAAGGCCCUGGCACUGUUCCGAACCGCCGUGAUGCCAGUGCUGAUGAUCUGCCUCCACCUCCAGAGCCUCCACCCUGCCAGACAGCUCGCAUCCCCGGGUCGAGGAACGUUCCCCACCCCUGCGACCGCAAGGCUUCCUCUCUGGAGAGGCAGCCCAUGAUGGGCCUUGAGGAAAUGAGAAGUUCCUUGGACCGGCAGGCCCGAACCUCAUUGGACCGCCACCAGCAAGUCCAGGACAGACUGGGGUCCAUAGAGAGAGGAGAUGAAAGCAGAAGAGGACAGAAAAAUGGUCCCUUUUCAGAAGAGGCCCUAUUGCCAUACAGCAAACCAUCAUUCCCAUCUCCCGGGGGGCACAGCUCAUCUGGGACAGCCUCUUCUAAAGGGUCAACGGGUCCUCGCAAAGGAGAAGGAACGAGGGGACAGCACCAGCGCUCCACCACGGAGCAAGGCGAAAGCAGCUACAUGGGGAUCAACCCGCAGUUUUCCGGAGAGUUAUAGUGAGCAUUUUGGAUGGAAACUGAAGAAUGCCUUUAUCUGUUUUGGAAAUGCCUCACCUGCUUGGUGCAGUGGUCUCGUGAAGCGUCAGAAGGAAGCGAAGAGAAAAAAAAAUGAUGAAAAGGACAAACUGUAAAUGUGAUGUAAAGAUGGACAUGCAACCCACAAGAUCCGCAACAUCCCUCACCUUCCUCCUUAAACUAUUCAUUCACAGAAAAAAAGAAAAAUGUUGGGGACGAAAAAGAAAAGAAAAAAACACAAUGUAAGGCCUGAGAUUUGAGUCGCCCAGCUUUGGUGAACUUGUGGAAAGGAAAUCGAGUUUCCUGUAAAUAUAUUCUUGACAUCGGAGAUCGAAAAAUGACAUUAUUGUUAUUGCAUUGCUAUGCAAGCCGAGUUCCGUUUCCGCGCUCUCCUCCCUCUUACGCUGUUGGUCGUUUGUACGAUAUGUGAAUUGAUGGGCUGUGGUGCCAUAGAAAUUAUGUUGUCAUCCAUCAUUUGUUAAUACUUCUCAUGAAUUAAUUGUUGUCAUUAUGAUAAUUAUUAUAAUUAAUUAUUUUCUUUUGCACUGCAAUUUUGGUGAUAAGCACAAAACCAUAGCUCCUGCUGACAUGAAGAAUUGGAGGAAAGGAAAUGUGAAGGGGAGUUUCUGUACUGUAACUAGAGAUAUGAAAAUAUAUAACCAUGUACAGAGAUAUAUUAAGAUAUGCCUGCAUCUAUGCUGGUGGGAAAGACUUAGAGUUCUGAUGAACUUUCGGUGAUGGGAUUCCUGUGAGAGGAGCCAGACCCUCUUGAGCUUGGAAAUUGCUCACGGAUGGGUCAGGAGACUGUUUGCAGGGAAACUUGUUUGGUCCCAACACAUCCCCCUACUGGUUAACACUAGUCAAUCUAGUCCACUUGGUCCAAUUGGAAUAUUUUCAGGCCAGAUCUUUGAGCUACACUGGACUACAGGUACCAACUUUGCCUCUUCCCCUUCCCACCAUUUGCCGCUAGCUUGUGUUUUGUGUUUUUUGAGCAUAGCAGAAUUAGACACCAACAUGGCUAACAUUUGAAAGUGAAUUGUUCAUUGCAAUUCAGGUAAUCUGGCUUUUUUUGUCUUAAUUUGUUGAUCUCCACUCCAAAUUAGAUUACAAGCACUUGAACCGUGAGUAAUUUAAAAGCCAUAUGAACAAGACUACAAUGCCCCUGCCUUCCCGUAAGGCUUCUGCCUUACUCUAGAGGUCUUGUAGACGUCAAUUCCCGUGCUCCGAUCUCGAGUGGAGAAUCAAGUCAGGAAACUUAAUUUUUAUUUUCAUUUUUGAGCACUUAUCUUGAUUCUUUUGUAUAUUUCUGAGUCCCAAAGUCUUGUUCUACUUUUCCUAUGCAGGGCACUGAAUCACCGACGCAAUCUUACGCCAAUUCGUAACUUAUUUAUUUAGUCGCUAAUUCGUAUUCAUGACAUAUACGUUUUAGUCUGAUUUCCUUAUCCCCUGUGAGGGGUAGGAUUAGGGGUGGGGUUUGAGGACAAGCCUCCUUUAAAAAAAAACGUAAAUCUUCGUAUCAGUGAAAUCGUUUCCUUGUGAGAUUAGGCUGAAAUCACUGGGAUCCGUAAAUGACAUUCAUUGGUAUCUUGAUUGGUAUAUACAUUCAUUGAUAUCUUGAUUGGUAUAUACAUUCAUUGGUAUCUUGAUUGGUAUUUACAUUCAUUGGUAUCUUGGUUGGUAUAUACAUUCACUGGUAUCUUGAUUGGUAUAUACAUUCAUUGGUAUCUUGAUUGGUAUAUACAUUUAUUGGUAUCUUGAUUGGUAUCUUGAUUGGUGGAUACAUUCAUUGGUAUCUUGAUUGGUAUAUACAUUCACUGGUAUCUUGAUUGGUAUAUACAUUCUUUGAUAUCUUGAGUGGUAUAUACAUUCAUUGGUAUCUUAAUUGGUAUAUACAUUCAUUGGUAUCUUGAUUGGUAUCUUGAUUGGUAUAUACAUUCAUUGGUAUCUUGAUUGGUAUAUACAUUCUCUGGUAUCUUGAUUCGUAUAUACAUUCAUUGGAAUCUUGAUAGGUAUAUACAUUCAUUGAUAUCGUAAAUGGUAUCUACAUUCAUUGGUAUCUUGAUUCAGAUAUACAUUCACCGAUAUCUUGAUUGGUAUAUUCAUUCAUUGGUAUCUUGAUUGGUAUAUGCAUUCAUUGGUACCUUGAAUGGUAUAUACAUUCAUUGGUAUCUUGAUUGGUAUAUACAUUCAUUGGUAUCUUGAUUGGUAUAUACAUUCAUUGGUAUCUUGAUUGGUAUAUACAUUCAUUGGUAUCUUGAUUGGUAUAUGCAUUCAUUGGUAUCUUGAAAGGUAUAUACAUUCAUUGGUAUCUUGAUUGGUAUAUACAUUCAUUGGUAUCUUGAUUGGUAUAUACAUUCAUUGGUAUCUUGAUUGGUAUAUGCAUUCAUUGGUAUCUUGAAUGGUAUAUACAUUCAUUGGUAUCUUGAAUGGUAUAUACAUUCAUUGGUAUCUUGAAUGGUAUAUACAUUCAUUGGUAUCUUGAUUGGUAUAUACAUUCAUUGGUAUCUUGAAUGGUAUAUACAUUCAUUGGUAUCUUGAUUGGUAUAUACAUUCAUUGGUAUCUUGAAUGGUAUAUACAUUCAUUGGUAUCUUGAUUGGUAUCUACAUUGAUUGGUAUCUUGAUUCAGAUAUUCGUCCUGUAAUCUUAUGUGGAAGUGUCGAGCUAAAGCCAAUAACAUUAUGCAUUUGAGGUUGUGAAAAAUGCGGCAAUAUCGCUCACAUGAUCACUAAUGAAUGGUGAUUGUGCAAUUUUUUUAAUACAUUUUUUUUCACAUCCUUGGUGUGCUGUAAAAUGUCAAUUCGACCUCGAGAAAACGUUUCCACUGUCUCCGGCCACAACAUACAAAGUACGUUUACCAGACGGUCCAGUUGGUUCUUUUUUGCUUGAUGAAAUUUUACAUAUAUAAAUAUAUUAUAAAAACGAAAUGUACAAAAGGCUGCUCAAAAAAAGGAUAUUUUUUACUGUGGAAUCUUCAGGAGUUACUGGUGAAAUGACUGUUUUCUUUCGUUGUUUCCGUCGUCGUUUUUUGUACAACUAUACUGAGGAGAGCUCUCUCAAAGCGGGCCGACGUCCCGUUCCACGUCUUUCUCUCAGAAAUCACAUCAUUUCAGCGCUAGUGUCCAGCGGUUUGGAAUAAUGAGGUGCGAACGAGUAUCUCAGGUGAUUUUACAUCUAUAUCGGUGGUGUUGAUGUGGGUGUAUAUAAAUGUAUAUAUUCAUAUGCAUCCUCACGUAAGAGAGUUCAUUCCAUGUUCGCUAUUGAAACGUUUCUCCACCCCUUGUACCUGAUGGAUUGCUAUGCUCUCUCUCUUUCUCUCUCUCUCUCUCUUCCUUUUUGGCCCUGUCGACAGUGGAUUUCCAUUCCUCUUCCUCAUCUGAAAACGUGCCGGUACACUAAAUGUCCAUAAGACAAAGAUGUCACUUACAGAACAUACCAAAAUUAAUAUUGAUAUUUCUAAUGUCUAAUGCAUUUUAGUGUCUUUUUUAAUACUUGUUUCUUUAAACAUCACAGUGUUGUUGUUUUUUUGUAUUUAUUAAGAUAAUAAAGGUAUAUUGUGAAA